AUGGUGUUUAUCAAUACUGAAGAAGCUGAAGAAGCGGUGAUUAAAGAAAAUCAAUGGAGUUAUCAUUAUACCAACACAACCGCUGCAGGGGAAAAGAAAUUUUUUCUUUGUAAUAAAGUCAAAGCUCGUGGUAAACAAUGUGACGCUGGCAUUUAUUUGCUAUUUGAAUCUACAAAUGAUAAUGUUGUUUUAUUUCGUUCCACAUCAGACCAUACUCAUGACAACAUAGGAGAAAAGCCUUCAAGAAUACCAACUGAAGUAAAAACAAUUAUUCAAGAAUUAUUUGAAUUAAAAUUAAAACCAAAAGCAAUAAUCGAAGUACUUCAUGAACGUGGAAUCACACCACCAAGCAUUCUUCAAUUAAAUAUUUUUUUAAGAACCAUUAAGAGUACAAAACUAGGUCCAACUUCAAUUAGUCUUGGUGAAAUUGAACAAUGGUGUCUAGAAUCAAGUCAAUCCAUUCCUGAAUCAGGUGAUGCUCCUUUUGUUGCAUCAUAUCAAAUUAUUUAUGAUGACGAUGAUAAUGAACACGAGGAUGAUGAUGAGGACUUCUACAAACUGCCUCGAUAUAAAAAAAAUAUCCAUGCUGACGCAACAUAUAAAUUGAUAUGGCAAGGAUUUCCAGUUCUUAUUGUUGGUACAACUGAUCUUGAUCGACAUUUUCAUUUAUUUGGUAUGGCAAUUUGUUCCAAUGAAACAACACAGGAUUUUAGAUUUAUAUUUUGUGCUUUACAAGAAUGUAUGAAAAAGUUGAAUUUAGAAGAAAUCGAUCCAGAUUUUUUAAUUGCUGAUGGUGCUGAUGCCAUACGUAAUGCUUUUCAAGAUGUUUUUGGAGAAAAAGCAAUGGUUAUGUGCUGGGCACAUAUGCGUUGA
Messenger RNA from Rotaria socialis, 873 nucleotides. Lineage: Eukaryota; Metazoa; Rotifera; Eurotatoria; Philodinida; Philodinidae. The record is from the annotation of a GenBank genome assembly.